Perkinsus marinus ATCC 50983 is the source of this 1212-nucleotide messenger RNA. RefSeq lists its product as hypothetical. The record is from RefSeq and is a predicted model, not a curated record. Bases 1 to 1212 code for a protein of 403 amino acids. The transcript has a single exon. Lineage: Eukaryota; Perkinsozoa; Perkinsida; Perkinsidae.
AUGUCGUCCUCGCCAGGAUCGGCAGUUACGCAAUUGAACCUGCCUUCUUUCGAGAUGGCCAAGGCCCUAGCCUUGGGGUCGGCCCUGAUGGAUGGUCUCGAACAGGAGAAGGUAGACCAUACCCCUUGGCUCACGAUGCUCGAUCAGCAAUUCAUGGAGGAUAAUCCUGUAGAAGGCGGCCAGUCAGGUGAAGGGCUUGUCCCCCCAGUGGAUGGCACGGCGGACAUACCAGCAUCGGCCCCAGAGGAGCCCGAGUCCUUUCCAUUGGCCGUGUGUCAGGCGAAGCGGAAGCCAGCGGAGUUGACAUAUGUAGAGAGGCUCGUGCCCAAGUCGAUACGUCGGGCGGUGAAGCCUGACGAUGUAUCGGCUCGAUGGACCUUCCUUGACAACCGCCUGUGUGUGGAGCUCACGAACAAGCUCUUCGGAGACGAUAGGAUCCUCUAUGUAUCCGCGGAUGUGGAGCCCCAUCCUCAGCCCAUGGGGAUGGUAGGGCCUCGGAGCGUGGACUGUCUACCACUAUUCGCUGAAGCCGAUGAGCUCUUACUGCGAUCAAAGGAACUGCGACUACUGCUCGCGAUGGUGUGUCGGGAGAGCCCAUGUCAUCUGGGGGAAAUAGUAAUGACGCUGGGGGAUGGGUCUGAUAAGAAGACGGCUGAUCGAGAGGAGAAAAAGAAGACUACUCCUAGGUCGAGGAAACGGCAAAGGUCUCCGCCCAGACGUUCAAGGGCUGAUGACGAGGACGACGACGACGAGUGGGAUCUUGACAGCGACACCUCGGAGUACUUAGAUGAACCCCGAGGGGCUUCAGUGAAUUCAAGAAGUCUACCUAAGAGACUCUCCCGGAGGCCACCGAAGCGGCUGGGCAUUGACGAUGAUACAGUCAGUGACUAUACGUCUGACUUGGAUCAAAGGUCUGCGGUGAGGGGCACCAGUAGGGCUAUUCCGAUGAAAAAUAACCAUUCGGUCAAGCGGAGCGGAGGCGGCAGCCGAGAUGGGAGGAAAGCGAGGACUUUCAAGCGCCGUAGUAAGCAGUCUGAAGUAGAAGAUUCUGAGGCUGAUGACAGUACCGUGCCCGACGAGGUCGUCAUGGCCGCGGCUCGGGCCAGGCGGAUGCGGGCAUCAGCGGACAUCUGGCCCCCAGGUGUCCGGCCCGUGGGCACCAGACGACUCCUCUGCAUGGUUCGGGGUGAGGUUGUGUAUGGGCAGCGAUGA